Messenger RNA from Pistacia vera, 2103 nucleotides. Its product is annotated as acyl-CoA thioesterase 2-like. Gene Ontology annotation, molecular function: fatty acyl-CoA hydrolase activity. NCBI's taxonomy places the organism in Eukaryota, Viridiplantae, Streptophyta, Magnoliopsida, Sapindales, Anacardiaceae. Gene Ontology annotation, biological process: fatty acid catabolic process; acyl-CoA metabolic process. The transcript is spliced from 17 exons. The coding region runs from base 556 to 1851 and encodes 431 amino acids. The record is from RefSeq and is a predicted model, not a curated record.
CUUUUUCUAAUACGAUCAUCCUUAUCACUCUCCCAGUUUUUAUUGGAUGGUAAGCUUCUGUAUUUUUUAUCUUCGUCAGCGUCUCGAUUUCAUAUUUUGCGUGUGACCAACAGGAGAUUGUAAAACUGGAUAUGAAAGUUAAUUACUGAUCCAUGAAAAUCACGUGGUGUAUUGAAUUUCUAUAUUCUGGAAAAAUAAGACCAGACAGCCUCUAGAUUCUACAUCUUCUUUGGGCCCCGACUCUAUCUCAAUUCAUACAUUCAUAUUAUUGCAGUUUGCGAGCUCAGAUACCAUCAACCUACCAGUCUUUAUUACCACAUUAAUUUUAGUUUUAAUUUUCGCCUAUCUUGGUAAAUUCAUCCCGUAGUCGUAUCUACACGCCUGCGUCUACAAGAUUUGACAAUCGAGCACUACAAGCCAAAAUAAAAAAGAACAGCGCUUCUUGAUCUUGAAUUGAAUUGAAACAGGAAUAUCUGUCUUCAUAAGACACAAGAAAAGCUGAACCUGUAUUUGUAUUUCAGCUAUUCACUUGCCCACCAUCAAACACGCUGCCUCAUGGACACCGAAGAAGUCAUCGAAUUCUUGGGAUAUGUUCCUUUGCUGCAGAGGCUACCCAGUUCUUCACUCAAGAAAAUCGCUGAAGUUGUCAUUGUUGAACGCUACGAGAAAGGAGAGCAUAUUAUUCGUGAUGGGGAAAUUGGGAAGGGAAUUUAUUUCAUAUGGGAAGGACAGGCUGAAGUUCAAGGGCCAGUUCAUGCCGAGGAAGAAGAUCGUCCUGAGUUUCAGUUGAAACGAUAUGAUUACUUUGGUCAUGGUACAUCCACAUUUUUUCAGCAUGGAGAUGUAAUUGCUUUGACUAAGCUGACCUGCUUAGUGCUGCCUCAUGAACAUUGUACUUUACUUCAAACAAAAUCUAUCUGGAGCACAGAUAAGACGCAUGAUACAUGCUCACUUGUGGAGAAAAUAUUGCAUUUGGAGCCUAUAGAUGUGAAUAUAUUUCAAGGGAUUACUUUGCCAGAUGCUCCAAAAUUUGGGAAGGUUUUUGGAGGACAGUUUAUUGGACAGGCACUGGCUGCAGCAUCAAAAACUGUUGAUUGUCUUAAACUUGUCCAUAGUUUUCAUUGCUAUUUUCUUCUGGUUGGGGAUUUUGACAUGCCAAUUAUAUACCAAGUUCACCGUGUACGAGAUGGCAACAGCUUUGCAACCAGAAGAGUAGAUGCAGUACAAAAAGGAAAUAUUGUAUUCACAUUGCUUGCUUCAUUUCAAAAAGAACAAAAGGGGUUUGAACACCAGCAAACAACCAUGCCAUCAGUGACACCUCCAGAAAGGCUUCUGUCCUUGGAAGAGACACGUGAGAGACGCAUAAUUGAUCCUCGCCUUCCUAGGAGCUACCGAAACAAGGUUGCCACAUCAGAAUUUAUCCCUUGGCCCAUAGAGAUGAGGUUUUGUGAUCCUAACAAUAGCACUAAUCAGACUAAAUCUCCACCAAGUUUGAGGUAUUGGUUCAGAGCAAAAGGAAAACUUUCAGAUGACCAGGCUUUGCAUAGAUGUGUGGUGGCAUUUUCUUCAGAUCUAUUAUUCAGUACAGUUAGUUUGAACCCUCACCGUAAAAAGGGUUUCAGAUCAUCUUCUCUCAGUCUAGACCACUCGAUGUGGUUUCACCGGUCGUUUAGAGCUGAUGACUGGUUGUUGUUUGUGAUUGUGAGCCCUAUUGCUUACAAUGGACGCGGGUUUGUUGCAGGAGAAAUUUUUAAUAGAAAGGGAGAGCUUGUUGUAACUGUAACUCAAGAGGCUCUACUCAGGACUCCUAAAACCCCGAAUUCAAAUACAGCAACUGUAUCAAAGUUAUGAACACAAUACGUAACACAUGUUGUAAUAAGCAGAGCCAUUUUGUGAUUUAUCAGGUUCUGGAUUUUUCAGUCUAUAGAAGUUAUUCAUGUAACGCUUCAUUCAUGUCUUGUAACAAAAUUCGGAUUUUAGGACUGCUACACCCAUUGUUUUAGGUUGUGGUAAUUGUUAUGAAGUUAUUUUAAUUUUAUAAAUGCUAUUCACAUAGAAAUGUUCAAUUUUAGCCGUUUAUUGAAUAAUUUUCUUUUUGGUUCA